Amoebophrya sp. A120 is the source of this 18171-nucleotide messenger RNA. The record is from the annotation of a GenBank genome assembly. Lineage: Eukaryota; Dinophyceae; Syndiniales; Amoebophryaceae.
AGUGAUUGAGUUAAAAUUGUGGUUACCUUCUGCCCCCAAAAAUUCUAAAAUUUGAUGUUGAGCUAGUGGGUGUAAUGGGACUACAUGAACAUCAUCCAAUUCACUACCACUCCAUCUCCUACUAAGACAAUCAUUUCCAAUUAGUUUCACCCUGGCGAACAAACGCUACAAUACAAGAGUUGUACAAAGCUCUGUCGACAAAAACGCUUGCCGGUGUGCGAUGAAAAUGAAAUCUUUGGGCACGAUGUCGAUGUUUUCACCAACCCUAAAAAUUUAAUCAGUAAUAAGCGUCGGGUAGUUAACAAACUAUGGACAGCAACAUAUCUUCGCCACUCCGGCGGGCGGUGACCCCGCCGACGGACGAGGGCAGCCUAUCCGAGACACCGCCCUCGUUAUCCAAGAAAAAAACUGUGUUAGUGUAAGUCUUUUGUUUUGGGAAAACUGCAUCACAAGUUUGUCUGCCAUGACAGGAAAAACUUGCUAUGCGCAGAUAGGAAGGGAAAACACCUAGGAAGGGAGCCGAUCAUGCAUGUCGAGCAUGACAAGUGUAACUGUUUUGCAUUUUCUGCAUCACAGAUUUACACUUACACAGUUUUUUUCUUGCAUACUCGUCUGCGAAAAACUACAAAUUGAGCACCGUGGUUCCGAGCUCUUCCGAGGAGGAGGAGCAAAUGGGACGAUUGGCCCGUGGUGGUUCAGCAUCUUCAAGAACGACUAAGGUACUGCACACUGGGCACCAAUAUGAGUCAUCCAUGAAGACUACACGGACGGCUCAGGAAGGGGAUCUUUCGGGUAGUCCUCUGACUGUAUCCAUCCCGUCCUCGUCUCCGAGCCAAGCCGGUGGUGCAAACAAUGUUCGUGCGAGGUCAGGUGCUGCAGCACGCGGACCUUUGUUCGUUGACCAGGUGAUGAGCGGAGAAGUGGAUGGAGCUUCUACAACGUCGGCUGACGCGGUGGACUACAGAACAAACAACCUGAACAACAACAUGUUUUCGAGCGCCAACGAGGACAGGAAAAUAUUGACAACUCACGGGAGUAAAAUCACCGUUCUGGUGAACAGAGAGGGAACCCACGCGAUGGCGGAGGAUGACGCGACUUCGUCUACUCCGAAGGGGCAAGAAGGCGUGCCCAAUGUGUUUCUGGGAAUAUACGACAACAUGAUGGCGUGUUGGCUCCAGAUUGGCGCACUCGUGCCGAAAUAUGAGUUAUGGGGGAGAAAAGCUGCUUCAUCACUCUGCGUUUUUGUUUGCAAUUCUCAUUGAUAUGGAUUUGAUGUUGCUAGUACAGGAGACUAAGUAUGGUCAUAACGGCAGCAUGGAGAUGGACUACACGCUGUAAGUAGAACUGCAUAUUAGGAGCAGGAGCCUUGCGUCACAAACACAAUCCAGCACACGAGAAAUACGGCUUCUUCUAUGCAUUAGAGCCCUCGACGUCCUCGUCGCGCAUGCGUUCUCUUCAAGUUCUUCUGCUCACCUAGCUAAAACAAGAAGUGCCAUCAAGCAACCUUCUGUGUUGACAGGACUUCCUCCCUCCCUAUACUUUCCCUUUGACCGCGAGACGCAGAAAACGGAUCUGAUGGAGCUCAAGGUCCCCUUCUGGCUGAAGCUCGGCGAUCGGUUCGGGAAGCGGUUGGACCGCGGCGCCGAGGUGACGCCGGAGGAUUCCCCGCAGACGAUUGCGGGUUGUUGCUUCUCCGUCGUGCUGUUUGUGAUCGUGUUAUGCAAUACAAAUUUCCCGUACAUGUACAAAAUGCAUCACAAAUUUCGCCAACUUGGAGCAUACCACUUGUCAUGCUGAAUAGGCUUCAGCCCUAGUUCUGUCAUGCGGCGCCAGCAUUUGUACGUGUACGGGAAAUUUACUGUGAAUACGUGUCCAUCCUCUUCUUUGGGUCGCUCGGUGAUUUUUUCAGCGACAAAACCUCCCUCGAAGCGAUGGGGGAGAUUCAGAUCAACGUGGAGAAAAUCUGCCCCUCGCUCGCCAGCUACGACGGGGGCCGGGGGAUCGGCAGGACGGACAAAUACGCGGUGGACUUCUCGUAUGGAGCCGUCAGGUUUGAAAUCGUCAAAGUUGAAAUAGUUUGCCAUGCAGAAAAUGGAUGCCAGUUGGACCCCAGUUUCCAAGUGGCGCAUGACAAAUUUUGGUUGUGCCUAAAUCCAGUUUGUAAUGCUGUUUAGGUACAGAAGAUUGAUUCUCUCAUGUUACUUCUGCAGCUCGAGCUGUAACCCCAAACAGGCUUACAAUCGGCCUCACUUGCCUGCUCUGCAACACACGCAUUUCGUGUCAUGCAUUUUAUGCAUGACAAAUCAUUUCAACUUUGACGAUCUCGAUCCUGACGCUUCCAUAUCUCGGAUUGCGAAUACAACGAGAAGUACCUGGGCGACUGGAUGACGCCGGCGGAACCGCCUCAGUGGGAUCUGCCCGUGACCAAUUUCUAUCCACUGUAAAAGUAUCGUACUUCAUUCGCAUGAAUUACUUCUGCAGGCUUGCAUGAGAGAUUUUGUCUUCUACCUGAAUCAGCAUUGAAAACUCUGUUACUGUUUUUCUUUUCGAAAAAUACAAGUACUUUGUCAUGCGAUUUUAGCUAGUGCAAGUGCGAUAUGCUUUUGUGUUGCAUCACCUCCACUGGGUGCAAAACAUCGAGUUCUACGAAGCGGACUCCCAGACCUCGCUCGCGAAGAUCGAGUGGCGCGACAACACGGGGAUGCAUAUCACGAGCAAAAACUCCCCCUCCCCAUAUUGAAACGAAGUUUCUGAUGCUGGAUUUGCGUACACAAAUCAUACUUGUCUUGCAGUAGAGGACUGCAGGGAUAUACCAAGCCUCAGCACCAGAGAGGUUUUGACGUAGGCGCCUAGCAUGAGAACGCCUACGCCGUAGGCCCAGCAGCAUCACUAACCGCCUCCGCAAUGCGGCGGACUCCGUGGGGUUGCCCUUAUGCAAGACAGGCACGAUUUGUGGUCACAGAUCAGCAUCGCAAAUUUUCAAGGGCAUGCCGUUGCAAUGUGGGGAGAGGGGAUUUUUCCUCAUGACAAUGCACUUUGGCGGGACGUCCGCGCAGGACGAAAUCCCGGUGGCGUUCGGGGCGCAGGAGAAGGUCCCGAUCAUCUUCAACAGCUACCCGGCGGGGGGAUCAGACAUGGACUCUCCGUAUCCAAACAUGACAAGGUUCAUCCGGGAAAUGGCGGUCACGUCCGACACCCACAACUACGACGAGUCUUUUAUGAGGUUCUCAAACGUUACAUUCUCAACUGUUACAUGGAUUUGUAAUGCAAAACUACAAUACACAUCUACAGGAUCAAGCUGCUUCGCAUGACAACUUCUUGACGCACUAGAUAGCAUUAUAAUCUGCACCAAACUUGUAAAUUUAAUGCAAAAGGCGCAAUCUUCCGCCUUGCUCUUUUGUCAUUCUUGCAUCACAAAUCCAUGUAACAGUUGAGAAUGUAACAGUUGAGAACGCCAUAGCUUUGCGCUACGCGUACAGUGAUCUCGGUCUGCUUCCCUCGGUGAAAACCUUCUUUGACCACGAUGUCGCCGCCUUUGUGCGUUUCGACCGCAAGCAACUGCGCAACGUGAAGUCCUGCCAGUUCCAAGCAGGCGUGGUCGCGAAGUACCAGUACGAGGCGCUGCGGCCGAGUUUACUGAAACAUUCGCGCGAGUUAUCCAAGAAAAAAAGAUUGUAGGUGUAACUUUAUUCUUGGAGGAUUAGCAUUACAAAUAUCUCUCGCAUGACAGCAAAAACCUGUCAUGCGCAGAUAGUACGCGAAAACGCCCUUGGAUGGACCCCACAAUGCAGGCACAGCAUGACAGACGCAAUCAAGUUGCAUGCUGCGCAUCACAAAUGGCAAUGUCGGUGCGGUUGUUUUAGCAUCACAAAUUUACACUAACAACGUUUUUUUCUUGGAUACGAGUACCAGAAAACCACUUCCGGAAAAGCGAUGGACACGUUGGCGAGUUCGAACUUUUCCUGGGCGGUUAUGGCGUUCUCAAACGUUACAUUCUCAAUUGUUACAUGAAUUUGUGAUGCAAGAACGGCAAAAGUCAAAGGGGUGACAUUGCGCGUCUAGCAUGACAGAUUUGGCACAGAUUCUCAGCCUGUUUGGCUCUUCGAGAAUUUGUCAUGCGGAGCAGCUUGAUCGUAUCAAUUCUAAUUGUGAUUUUGCAUGACAAAUCAUGUAACAGUUGAGAAUGUAACGUUUGAGAGCUCCAUAGCGGUGUCGCACUACACGAACACCGAGUCCGGGACCUGGAGACGCCGCACCAGCAUGGACAACAUGAUGAUCAUCACGUCGAACUGGACGACCGCGAACGCGAAGGCGUUCAUGCAGUCCACCGCCUGGGGCAAGUACCGCGUAAACGUGGAGCGGCGUCUGCGAACCGUGUACGGAAUCAACACGGGGUACAACGACAGUCUGUCUCUGUCCAACAACACGGCCAACAUGGCGCGGUCCCAGGUCCCGAUCGACCUGGUGGACUGGAUGCUGUUCGCGAGCUACGUGAACAACUUCCAGUACUCCGCCGACACGAUGAUUUGCGACGGGAAGCUAUCCUAUGUAAAAACGUCCCCACCCCAUAGUCAAGAUGGGGACUCGGCUAGACAAAUCCACAAGUUGUGGCUGUUUUGCAUGACAAAUUUGGACUCGUAGUGUAGUGCCGUUUGAGCUAGCUCAGCAGUAUCACAGAUCUAGUAUAUCAUUCUAAUUGGAGCAUGACAAAUUCCAGAACACGACUGGGCAAUGCUUCUCAUCGGGCUCCGCAUGAGAAACAUUUUCAGCAUGCAGAUUUGCAUGACAACUCUGGGGUGGGUACGUUUUUACAUAGGAUAGAAGCGGGACGCGUUCUUCAACACGGCCUACGUGAAGGCGAACAAACCCACGAAGACGUAUCCUGUGCAAAAGUAUCGUAUUCGUACUGCAGUCAUGCAUUACAAAUUUUCUUGUCAAGUCAAAUCCGCAUUACAAAUUUUAUUUCUCAUGCUAAGAAAAUUUGUAAUGCAUUUAUACGAGUACGAUACAAUACUUUUGCAGUUGAUAAGACGGACAAAACCUUGACCUUAAAGUCCCCCGUCUACAUCUGGACGGUGCCUUUUCCCUUCUACAUCACCGUGACGGGUGACAUGGGGGUGGAGCGCAUGCUGGUGACCGCGGCCUCGGAUUCCAAAACGCUAAAAGUCACCCGCGGCACGUAGGGGGUUCUCAAACGUUACAUUCUCAAAUGUGACAUGAAUUUGUCAUGCAAAAAUGCCAUCACCUUUCACCAUUCCAAGCCCUCUGCGCAUGAGCAUGACAAGUUCUCGGCGCGCUAGAUAGCAUUGCAAUCUGCUCCAUCCAAACCUGUAAUGCAGAAGGCGCAACCUUCCCCCUUUCACUUUUGCGAUUCUUGCAUUGCGGAUUUAUGUAACAGCUGAGAAUGUACAAUUUGAGAACGCCAUAGCACGUCCAUCGGCUCCACGCGGCUGAAUUUCAAGACCGACCGGCCAACGGACUACCCGGCGGUCUCGAACCCGGAGCUGUGGGUCUGCCCCCCGAAUCGGUACAUGGACGGCGAAUUUUGCGACUGCAAUUGCGGUAUGACGGACCCGGACUGCUUGGCGGGGACGCUGCCGGUGCUGUACUGCGCGAGUUCGGAGAUCUGCUCGCCGCUGGGGAGGUGCACGUUUCCGGUCUACAACCCGCGGGUCGCGGAGGUGGCGGUGUCGGAGCCCUGCUACGCGCUCACCAUGCCGGGCGAGGUGUCGUUGUACGGGUACAUCGGGGAGAAGUCGGAAUUUGAAGCGGUUGGUGGGUCCGAGUGCAAGGCCUGCCCGCACGACACGCUGUACAGCGGGGCGACGAACAAGAACGAGAAGAACGAGUACGUCUGUCAGUACCGCCCCGAGGGGGACAUCCCCGCGUCGGAAGUGCUCCAGCAGGACGCGAACACGAUUCGCACCUACGGCACGACGGGCAACGUGACGGUGGCGGACACCAUCAACUAUUACCGCAUUGUGAAGGCGGAGAUCGGGCCGAAAGCGGGAUUUCCGGUGAAGAACAUCACGGAGCAGAAUUACACGAUCGAACUGAACCUCGGGCAGGGCAUCCACGAGCUGGCGACAGCGGUCGCGUCCGAGACGCUGGACUCAAAGACGAAGACGCAGCUGCUGCACCUGAAGGCCACCGGCAACCAGUUUCGGAACAAGCACUUCGCGAGCGCCAAGAUGGUCAGUAGCAUGACGGGGGACUACCAAGACAUGGUGAUGCAGUUGGACGAUCCGAAGCAAACCUUCUCGGAAACCGGGCCGUUCCGGUUACAGAUCGACAGUUCCGAGGUGGUAAUCCGCUCGGGAUCGACGGUGACGCAGGAAACUGCACGGGCGGCCACCACCUCCAGCUCGACCUCUCGGCGGGCUCUGCGGAAACUCGGAACGUCGAGUGCGGGCGGUGGUCUUGGCGGACGAGAGGCUGCAUCUGUAAACGAUGCGAUUCAGCAACACGAGCAGUCCACCGUUGUUCGUCGUGACACCCGAUCCUUGGAAGAUAUUCUCGCCUCUGCGGAGGAAAACCUGAGCAGUCAGAGCGCCGAACAAAGCUCCGCGGAGCUCGACGCGAACAAGCUUUCGCCGCGGGAGAUGAAGCUCAGAAGAUUGCAACUUCGAGAGUUGAACGGGGAGAAGGUGACCGAGCAGCAAAAACGGCAACUCCAGACCACGAACACAACGACCGCAACGACUUCUGCCAACAGCGCGAGUGCCAUGAAAACCGCGAAGCGGCAGCGGCUGGACGUGGGCGGGUUCCCGAAGGGGCUCUCCCCGGCCGGGGUGAAGGGGACGCUGGCGCGGCAGUACGUGGCGAACCUCUCCCCGGACACGUCCAUCUACAAUUACCUAGAAACGGACACGCAAACCGCGGGCGCCGGGGGCAACGACCUGCAGAUGACGAGCCCAGCAAGGAAUUUGCUGUUUCAGGACUCGAACCUGAAUUCCGUGCCUGGUGAAACGAACUGCUUCACGUCGUUCUACGUGACACCGUUCAACAACCCCUGCCUGAUCCCGGCCGCGAUGACGUCGCGCGUCUAUACGUUUCUGGUGAAGCUGAAAACCGCCCCGUGGAGCAAUGGAAUGAUGAUGUCGCACAGCCAGAACUGGGACUUGAACAACGGCGGACGGACCAGCUCGGGCCAAAACGUCGGCCUGGCGAGUUGGGGGGCGUUGAGCGAUGCCUUCAGGACCGCCUUCACCUUUGGGCUUGGGCUGCAGACCUCGAGCACCGAUUCCCAGCACGACGACAUUGUCUCGGUCCGGAUCGGCAAUUUCCCUUCGGGGAUUCCGUUUCCGGGCUGGCCGGCCCCGGACAAUAUGAAUCGGGAGACGGAAAUCGCGGUGCACCUCUCCAUCCGGCGGUGGGCGGAAAUCGAGUUUUUGCUGAAGCGCGAGUUUCUGGAUCCGGGUAGCUGCAACGGGCAGUGGCCCCCCACGAUGGCCUGCUCCGGCACCCCCGCGGACCCCUACAUGGGCCCGAACGGGUUCAAGUACCGAAUCCAGAAGAAGUUCCGGGAACAAACGGACCCCAACUUCAACACGGCGAUGCGGGAGGUGUUCUGGGCCCAAAAUUAUCUGACCGUCCCGUACGAUCCGAUGUUCCCGCAGAUCCAGUGUCCAAGCGACUGCUUCGAGAUUCUCGAGAUGAACAAUCUCUUCGACGGAGACGGGGCGCGCCGGCUGGAGGAGGAAAAAUCUACAGAAAGAGCCGCAGUAGAGAAGAACAAAGAGCAAACUCCUAAACCCUCAUCUCCUAUCACGGUCGCCGCCCCACAGCGGCACCUCCAAACGAGCUCCACCACCCGUUACAACUACUUCUCCGAGCUGCAGGUGAAAAUUAAAGCGCAGAACGUGCACCAGCCCCCCGGCGCAAUCGCGAGCAACGCGCAGUUCCAGUUGCAUUCGAAGCAGGCGUUUGUCCACGCUUGCACCGAGUCCAGCGUAUCGGGGAUUGACGUUGGGAGCAUCCGGUUCGAGGCCUUCGCGGAUACCAUGGAAUUUGGCGCGGGGAUGGUGUAUGACCCAAUGACAGGGCAGAUGAUUUCCGUGGCCGCGGGCGAAGAUCCCUACGCGAUGAUGCAUGGCGGAUUUAACGAUGAGCCAGACCCGUGGAUGAUGGAGGAAGACCCCUACGGGAUGGGCCCUGGUGCGGGUAUGCUGGGGAAAAGCAGUUGCGAUAUCACUGUCAAUUUGUAAUGGCAGAAACGCUCCCUUGAACUUUUUUUACAAGAAGUUCGACAUCCAAAUGUGAGUGAGCCCAUGUAUACUUUUACUUCUAUCUGUAAUCUGCUCACUGUUUCUGUUUCUGCUGCAUGUGCAAAAGCCGCAAAUUAAUUGUUCAGGGUGAAACCCGCAAAGCUUUUCCUUCGCAUACCCAGCGGCAUGUAUGACCCAAUGAUGGGAGGUGGGGGGAUGUAUGACCCUAUGAUGAUGGGCAUGGGCAUGCCCUACUACCGGCAACGGCAGUUGGAAUCCGCACGACAGAAGCGGAAGCAACUCGCGCGGAAGCUGCACUUCGCGGCCACGGACGAGGUCGCAUACCGCAGAAGUUUGGAAGCCGAGAUCGACGAGAUUGGGAAAGACAUGCGGCGGAUUUCGGCGCAUAUCCGAAAAUUGGGCGCGGAGGUCGAAGGAAGCCCGGGCGGAAAAUUGAAGGCUGGCGAGGAGGCGGAGUUCAAUGCUGAGCAUGCGAAAACUAAACGAAGCUCGCUGGAGAAAGACGUGAAAGUAGAUAAGAUGAACCCGGAGGUUGUAGCUGCGAAGCAAACCGCACUUUCUUCAUCUACCACUACUUCUAGCGAAAGCGAGGAGUCCUCAUUCGCCCUCCCGCGCCAAUUGACUCCGGACGGCAUCCACACGCUCCGCGUUGUUUUCGAAAUCGAGCGGACCUCCGUAAACGCGACGCUGCUCGCGGAGAAGGCGGCGCUGACGAAGUGGAAGGACGAUUUCAAGGCUAAACUGAAAACUCUGUCGCCGCUGAUCAACGACAUUCUCAACCUCGACUACAGUCCCACGGGCAAGCCUUAUUUCGAGGAAAACUUCGACGAAACCCCGCUCCGUGUGCAGUUUGGCACCGACCCCGCGAAGGCGGAGAUCAUGAAGGAGCGGCCCUGGUGCGACUACAGCUCCACCGGCAAGCCGGGGGUUUCGAUCGACGGGACCGAUUACACCACCACCGGUCGCUCCAGUAUUUUCUGCGACGGGUUACACGAUGGGCUACUGGUGGUCAACGCCGGGGGCUUCUCCGACACGGAAAAAGUGCCGAAAAACAGCAACAUGCGGAUUCUGAUCCGGGCCUCCAGUUCCGACCAGACGAAGACGACGCCGAUGGAGGUGCGGACCAUCAAGCGCGCCUACCAGUGGCUGUUCCCGAUUAUUGAUCCGAACACGGGGGAGCUCGGCGACGACCAGGUGACCAGCUGGACGUGCUCGCCGGAGCAGUGGUCGGACGGGGUGUGUGACUGUAACUGCGGCCGGGUGGAUUGGGAUUGCAUGGGGGACCGGGGGAUUCCGCAACAGUACGUGGAAACGGUGCUGGACAACCCGGAAGUGACCGUGCAGGUGAACAUCAACUGCCCGUUCGGCAACGACCGGGUGGUGAAGGUGCCGGAACUCGCCGAGGGCGAGCUCCCGCCGACGUGUGGGCAGGUGAAGUCGCAGCCGGCAAAGUACGCGUAUUGCCAGUAUCUGACCGGCAUUCCAACCUCCAUCCCCCAAAACGCGUACCAGUCCGCGGAUGGCUCCUUCAACGGGACCAUGCUGAAAGCGCCGGAGCACUUGAAGUACCUGUGGGAGGUGAUCGAGAUCGACUCGCCUCUGCAAAAGAACCGGGAGGUCGGGACGCUAUCCUAUGUAAAAACGUCCCCACCCCAUAGUCAAGAUGGGGAAUCGGCUAGACAAAUCCACAAGUUUUGGAUGUUUUGCAUGACAAAUUUGGACUCGUAGUGUGGUGGUGUUUGAGGUAGUUCAGCAGCAUCAAAGAUCCAGCAUACCAUGCUGAUUGGAGCGUGACAAAUUUCAAAACGCGAAUAGAAAACGCUUCUGAUUGGGCUCCGCAUGAAAAACACUCUCAGCAUGCAGAUUUGCAUUACAAUCAUGGGGUGGGGAUGUUUUUAAAUACGACAGACGCAGGUGGAAACCCUGGGCGUGUCCGAGUCCACCGCCGCGGCGUACCAAUCCAAAGCGUUGGAAAAAGCGAAACUGUACGUGGACACCGCGAUCAUGGAACAGUCCCACGACAUGAUGCAUUUGCUGUUGGAAAACGCUAUCCUGUGCAAAAGCAUCGUACUAGUAUAAAUUGCAUUGCAAAUAAUGAUUAGCUUAGCAUUACAAAUGGAAUUUGUAAUGCUGUUGUAGCUAAUGCUAAGAAAGGCGAUUUGUCAUGCAUAUCUGCAAUUAGUACGAGAGCGAUGCUUUUGCAAUGCAUAAACGCGGAGUCCGUGGACCCCAUGUGCUACUCCGAAAACCCGCCGCCCCACUGUAUGGCGUUCUCAAAUGUUACAUUCUCAACUGUUACAUGAUUUGUCAUGCAAAAACACUACCACUCUUAACACGAUCAAGCCUUCUCCGCAUGACAACUUCUCGAUGCGCUAGAUAGCAUUAUAAUCUGCUCCACACCUGUAAUGCAAAAGGCGCAAUGUUUUCCCUUUCACUUUUGCCAUUCUUGCAUUACAAUACAAAUUUCAUGUAACAGUUGAGAGUGUAACGUUUGAGAGUCCCAUACACUGUACCGGCGGGAAGGUGAGUUUCGGCGGGCAAACGGUGCAGACCACGCCAGUGGUGAAGGCGAAUGUGACGCUGGCGAUGGACUUGCCGGCCGGAACCACCGGAGCGCAGUUGUUGGAUGAUCCAGAAGUGGUGGACUCCUUUCGGUUCGCCUAUGGAUUGCAAAUAUGUCUGGGUCUGGAAGAAUACAAACUUGCGAUGCGCAUUUCAGAACGCAGAAAAAUCUCUCAUGCAUAGGUAGCAAAAGCUGCCCACUUUCUGUCACCAAAGUGGGUGAUUUGUCAUGCGGAUUCGGCAUUGCGGAUGCGGAAGCUUCUCGAAACCUGUGAUGCUAGAGCAUCCAUGCCAGACCUUCUGUGUCAUGCAAAAACAGCAUGACUCUUCCAGACCCAGACCUCUUUGCAUUCCAUAUCGCCCUGGCCGAUACGUAUUCCGUCGCACCGUACGAGGUGGAGAUCAAGAACUUCGUGGUCGGAUCUAGCAUAUCAAAUGUAAAAAUGUCUGGGUCUGGAAGAAUGCGCGGUUUGUCAUGCAGCUUUUCCAUGACCCAUGAAGCCUGGAAUGCAGGACCUAGCAUGACAGAUUCUGCGCAAUCUCUCUCAUGCCUAUCCUGCAUGAGAAACUCCCUCCCGACUUGGUCAAAACUGGACGACUUUUGGUAAUCAUGCAACACAGAUUUUUGCAUGCUUCAGAUUUAGCAUGACAAGUUGCAUUCUUCCAGACCCAGACACUUUUACAUUUGAUAUAGCAGGCGCGAGUUGGAGAUGCUGAAAGAGAAAAACAAGGAGCGCAAAGUCCCCUUCCGGGAGCAAAAGCCCUACCACCACCACAAAAACGCGGCGAAACGGCGACUCGCCGCGACCUCCGUCCAGGUCGAUUUCGAGAUUGCGAAGAAGGACAAACAGGAGGCCGACAACUUCGGAACGCAAAUGGCCACGGUGUCCUCGGCCAACUUGCUGAAGAACCUGCAGAACGAGUUGAGAUUCGUGGGAACUAUUGCGAUCGCCGCCACCGCGGUAACGGUGGCGGUCAAGACGGAAACGAAAAUGCCGGACACCAACGCCAUGGCGGCCAUGGUGACGCAGAUGGGGUCCGCCACGGGGUCGGGAAGCGGGUAUGUGGAUCCGGCCAUGCUGAUGGCCAUGGACAUGAUGCAAGAUGCGGGGAUGACGGUCGCGGGGUACAACGACGUGGACAUGCACGACCCGUAUGGUGGUUACCACGACCCCUAUGACCCGUACGGCGGGCAGCACGACCCCUAUGACCCGUAUGGCGGUCAGCACGAUCCGUACUACGAUCCCUACCAGCAGACCACGUCGCGGCCCGGCUACUACCAGCCGACCUACGGCACGACAGAUCCGAUGCACACGACAUCGCCACCCAGCACGGGAAACACGGGAAACUGGGACCACGCUAGCACCAGCCCACCGGUCCACACGCCGAACUGGAAGACCCCGAUGCCUGGUAUGUCAACCGGAAGUGGGACGACCAACAACCACGGAACUUGGAACGAUGACAACAUGUACGGCACGACCGGCCCGCCCGAUGAUGGGAUGGCCAGCGGUCACGGAAGCUGGAAUGACAACAAUAAUUACUACGAAACCUCGACCAAUAUGCCUGGCAUGAUGGGGCCCAGCUACUCUUCCGGCUACGGCGCAACCUCCAUGUGGCCCAGGACGACGCGCCGCGUAUCGGAAAACAAUUUCAAAUACCGGAAGGAUCUAGAAUCCAUCGGCCAGGCGAUCCGGCUGAAGGCCAGCUUGACCGAUAGUGGGCUGCUGGAAAAGGCAAGAAAGAAGGAGUGGACAGAUAAGGAGAAGGAGGAUUACAAAAAGGAAGCGGAGUUGUUGAACGAAAAGAUCGCUUAUUUUGAAAACCUCCGGAAGGAGAGGAGAGAAGCGAAGAAAGAAACGAACAAAAGAUUCCUAGAACAGCAGAAAAAGAUGGAAGAGGAAACAUCCGAAGAGAGGAGAAGACGAUUAUUAGAGCCGCACUACAUGUCGGAAGAGGAGGAGAUGAUCUUUUUGCGAUUGAAGGAAAAAUUCCCCUGGAUGCACGAGGUGGUUACCCGAGACAGAUUACAAUCCACGCCGCACUCAAUGGACGCGUCGACCAUGGCGGAGACGCUGAAAAACGACGUCUUUAACGACGAGGACUGGAUCAAACUGAUGAAGAUCCACGGCCACAGCGAGCACUCGAUCCGCAAGCUGCAGGAAGACAUCCCAGACUACCACGAGAUUUCCCCGGAGGCGCUGGAAUGGAGGAGACUCGACGCGAUCCGGGGGUCGGAUCACCUGUCCGCAGUCAAGGAAUUCGAGGACAGAAAAAAGAUGGAAGGCGACAAUGAGGAUAGUUCUGCACCAUUCGACGGGACUUCUUCGGCUGCAGGAGCAAUUAAGGAAAAGCACCCGAAUGACGUCUUACGGGAGCAGUACAGUCACAUGAUUCUUCCUGAAGGCGGAUCCAUCAUGAAUCUGUAUGGGCAAAACGGGGAACUGACGGAGGAGCUGUACAGUGCCGGGGCGAACACCGUCCAGAACGACCCUUUGGAUUUCGCCACCGCGCUACCCGGGAGCGAGGAAUACGAAAGGCGGUUUUUGAUCUUCUCCGAACAGGAAGAAAAUAGCCAAUGGUACGUGGACGAGUUAACGGGGGAGCGGAGACGGCAACUGACGAGUAGUACCAACAGCAGUAACAGCAGCAACGCGACCACGCGUACGACGACCAUUACCUGCCCGGCCGGGACGCUAGACUGGUCGGACAACACGAAGUGGCCCCCAAACGCGAAGAUCGACCAGGUGCCGCAGUGCGCACUGCCGUCGUUGUCGCAACAGCAACUCACGGAUUUGGGGUUCUACGACAAAGUGCACACUACAAAGGUGGUCUCCGGAGCCGAUACGGUCGCGGAAGCCGUGUCCGCGUUUGCGGCGAGCGUGGCGCAGAAAAUGCCGGCAAAGAAGGUACUACUAGUGCUGACAUGUUACGAGUGAUGCUUGUUCUAAAACAAAAAUAUGUCAUAUUGGAGCGACCACUUCGCUGUCUCGCUCGCGCUCUCGUCUGCAUGUAUUUGCCUUGUUGUAUCAGAGGCAAAUCGCUAGCACCAAAACGCUUCUCAUUCAGGUAAUUUCCUAUGUGGUCCAAACCAUUACCGCGGUGAAUCUUUUCCGCGACAAGUCCUCCGUUUACCUCCCGAAAGACCGCUACAAGGAAACCGUGACGUAUGGAGAGAAAAAAGUUUGUCACAGUCACUAACUUGCAGGUUUUGCAUUACAAAUUUUCUCAGCAUCACAAACUUUCCUUGUGUUGCAGAAACACUAGGGAAAUCCCUAAUAAAGUUUGGCUGUGAUGCAUUUUUACGCAUGACAAACAAUUUUGUAUUGCAAGAAUGCGCAUGAGUGAUCGUGACGAACUUUUUUUCUUUGAUAUGACGGAGACUUUCACUUCGCCGAACGUGCUCGAGGUCGAUAUGGCGUUCUCAAACGUUACAUUCUCAACCGUUACAUGAAUUUGUAAUGCAACACUAGCACAGGCGAGAGGGAGAACCUUGCGCGUCUUGCAUUACAGGUUUGGUGCGGAUUUCAGUGCUAUUUAGCCCUCCGAGAAUUUGUCAUGCAAAGCAGCUUGAUCGUCUGGAGGGUAAUAGUCAUUUUGCAUGACAAAUCAUGUAACAGUUGAGAAUGUAACGCUUGAGAACCCCAUAGUCGAGGUGGGGCUCUUCGUCAUGCCGAAGAGGGUCCAGAUUCAACAAGCCAAUGGCGCUCUGCCCCUCUGUCCGAACCGGAUCGUGGCGAACGAAAAGCUGGUCAACAUCUAUUCCCAAGAUCGGUCCGUGGAAGGCGGCGGCUGGGCCUCCUGGACGUUUGAACACAGCGACAACUUUCGCACGAUGAACUGCCAAAACACCCCCUUCACGUUUGUCAACGGCACCAGCGGAGGUGGUGGUGGUGCCGGUGGUGGUGGUGGUCGGAGAAAGCUUCAGGCCGGCGGGAAGAACAACAUGGCUCUGUCUGCGAAGAACAUGAAGGACAUUUCGGAGGGAAAGUACCGGAUGUUCUACCUGGAGGAGUUCCUGCCCACCAACACCUUCCAAUACGAGAUCAAAGGCCCCCUUACGGGGCACUGGCGAUUGCCCGAGGAGCGGGGGGACGCAGGGUUCGCGUCGACCAAACCGGAGUGGGGGCUGGAUUUGGAAACCAUCUUCUCUUUGACGUUCGACAAGAAGUUUCUCGACGUGGAAAAGGCCUACAUGUCCGGGUCCACCGAUAUGGGGUUCUCAAACGUUACAUUCUCAACUGUUACAUGAUUUGUCAUGCAAAAGCGCUAACAUUCUUCACACGAUCAGGCCUUCUUCGCAUGACAAGUUUUUGACGCGCUAGAUAGCAUUAGAAUCUGCGCCAAACCUGUAAUGCAAAAGGCGCAACUUCCCCCCUUUCACUUUUCCCAUUCUUGCAUUAGAAAUUCAUGUAACAGUUGAGAGUGUAACAUUUGAGAACGCCAUAACCGAUUACGUGGACGGGCAGAUGCGGCUCUGGGCCGCGGAGCCCCUCGUAUAUGAAUUGCAAAAAUGUCUGGGUCUGGAAGAUUGGAACUUGUGAUGCUACCUUUGGACUCUACAUAAAAUCUGUAUUGCAUGAACAGCAAAAGAGGUAUGAUUUGUGGCACGCGGAGAGGGCAUUUCUCAUGCGGUAUGAGCAUCAGAAAGCCCUCGCAAAAUCUCUGAUGCUAGGGCAUGCAUCACAGACCUCAUGGGGCAUGCAAAAUAUGCAUGACAAACUCCUGCACUCUUCCAGACCCAGACACUUUUGCAAUCCAUAUCGUCAGGGGGAAAGCGAAGUGCAUGAACACGGUAAAUGGGUGCGCGCAGGGCAUUCCGGCCAACGCUCCCAUGUUUCUGCCCUCGAUUCACAUGACGGUCGACCGCGAGAAGACGAAGGAUGUGUUAGAGAACACGGAGCCGGAGUACUGGCCGCCUAGUGAUCACGAUGAGAAGCUGGAGAAGUUGUUCACAAAUUUGGAGUCGCAGACGAUUGACUUGUCGGCAGCUUUACGCGGGUUGACCAGCUCCGAGGACGGCAGGAUCGCGAUUCUGCCGCAAAGAGCGAUCCAAAUUAGGCUGGUAUAGAAUAGUAGUUCAUCAUCUGUUUCAUGUGGAUAAGUGGAAGCAGCUGUUACGGUCCCGGAAAAAUCUUUUUGAAGAACGCAUGACAUGCAAGACGUCAGAACCGAUUUUCGAUUGGCAAUUUGAACCAAGAUGAUCCGCAAAUGGACAAAACGAAAACAUACAAAUUGAAACGAACAAUUCCUUCAGGUUUGGUCCGUCUCCCCGAUCUAUCUGGAGCACAAGUAUGACGGUUCUAUCAUCCUGGACCGGUGGGUGUCCAACAUUGGCGCGCUUGACAUCUCGUACGGCCAGGCGGACCACACCAUGAAGUCGAAAUGCUCGGUCAGGCUGGUUUUCGAAAUCGACCACGCGUCGAUCCGGUUUAAAGAAAUCCCCAACAUGUCUAUCAUUUGUAAAAACGUCCCCACACGACCAGAGUCAAGAUGGGAACUCUGCUAGACAAAUCAGCCAGCUUUGGUCAUUUGGCAUGACGAAUUUCUCCUCGUAGUGUAAUCCUGUUUCGGUAGGAGUUCAGCAGCAUCAGAGAUCUAGCAUAUCAUGCAGAUUAUAGCAUCACAAGUUCCAAAAGAUGGCGAGAAAAUGCCUCUCGUGGCGCUCCGCAUGACAAACUUUUUUGGCAUGCAGAUUUGCAUCACAACUCUGGUGUGGGUACGUUUUUACUCAGGAUAAUGUCCCUCGCGGGGUUACUCGCUCUGAUCGGCGCCCUGGCCGGUUACACCGCGAUUUUCGCGGCCAUUCUGGGGUUGUGGCAGAAGUUCGUGCGACCCUUCGGGUUGAUCAACAUCUUUGACAUGGACGACGCCAUUCUCGCCAAGCACGAGGAGUGGUCCGCCCGGGCCGCCGAGGCGCUGGCGAACAGCUCGCCCCUGUCCGCGAAGAUGCCCUGGGGCAAAAAGGUAGCCGCCGAAGAGGAUGCGGAAGAGGAGAAGAAGGAGGAAGAGCCGGAGGAAGUCGAGGUCCCGCCGGGCGGGAUUAAAUCCCCUAAGGGUGGUGUCGCAAUCGUGGCACAGCCUCUCCCGGAUCCGGUGUUGAUUACCGCGAUGCCGAACGUGCAGAGAAUAUCUGUCACGUCCGUUUCCACCGGAGCGGCGAGCCCGAGUGGGCGGGGGGCUGUGGUGCCGCAACCCGGGGCUGGUAGUACUUCUGCGGUGGUAGAGGUGGAGGCAGCUGCGGAUGAUGUUGUUCCAGGAGACGGCGGGGUGCUGGAUGAGGGUGAGCAUGAGCACGAAGAAGAAGAGGCGGAGGAGGAGGAGGAGCAGCAGAUAGAAGCUGGCGAGGGGGAGAGUGAGCAGGAAAAGGGAAGCUUGGACACGGAAUCUGUGUAAAAUAAGAGUUGGAUAAGGACUAAAAGAAAAAGAAAAUUUUGAAUACUUGUUGAAUUUGAGGUUAUACCUGCUGUAGUUCCAGUAUCAGAACGACUUCGCAGUUGUACUAGACAAUUGUUGGCAAUUUUUCCAUGAAGGUAGUACUGCGCUAUCGUGGUAUGAUCCGAUUGUUUUUCUUGUUUAUCUUUAUUUUUAUUCGUCAAAAUGAAGACUAUUUCUAUUACACUGGACUUCAACAUCUUGAUGAUUGUGAUUCAGUGAGUUUCACCGAGACCUUUUAAACCAUUUGUUGAGUGAAAGCGUUUAUCGCGCAUGAAUUCAAAAAGCCGAAAUUCACGGGUGCACAGGUAUGCUGCUAUUCGGGACGCUAAGGAGUCCUCGAGUAUGCUUAUGAAGAAGUGUCUUCAAAGGAAUUAGUCGCAUUUUCGAUUUUCUUUUCCCGAAGUUUUCGAGCUCUUUUUGUUUUCCGAUUUCAAUUUCAAAACGAACUUGCUACAACCUUUGCAAAACAGUAGUAACGUUCAAAAUGCAAGAGCAAGACCCCUUUAUCUUGUUUAAAUAACAAUGACCACCACGCAACUGGAACUGUUUGCGAAAAACAAACACCGUUGGGUUUCAUCAAUCAUCAUCAUCGUCUUUGGUACGAGUGGUAGUCACGACAUGAGCCCGAAUAAAUUACCAGAAUCCAGUGCAGGAAUUAUGCUACCUUUAUUUGUCCAAGAAUCAAAGUCAACGUCAAGUAAUUACUGAAUGAGAUUUAGAACAGCUAUCGCCUACCCCUGGUACCUAGAUUGUUGAAUUGCAGCGAAAGACAUGUGUUGAAUCCUCCUGAGGUGGGCGAGAAUAUGUUCAGCGAGUACGGUUGUAAAAACAAGCAGCAGCCAAGUGAAGAAACGAUCUUCAAAUAUGUUGUUGUUAAAAAGGCCGCAGGUUUGUUGUGACUGGGCGCUAAGACGCUACAACUAAGGAGUAAGCUCCUAUAAUACCC